Molecule: messenger RNA, 2217 nt
Organism: Anthostomella pinea
Lineage: Eukaryota; Fungi; Ascomycota; Sordariomycetes; Xylariales; Xylariaceae
Source: the annotation of a GenBank genome assembly
AUGGCAAAGAAACCAAACAAUGGCACGUCGGCCGCACCCACCCCCAUGCAGAGCAUAGCACGAGAUGGACAGGAAUACACAGAAGUCAAGGAGGGCCUGGCUCGCAUUUUGGUCCCCUUCUCCGCGAAAGAAUCUGCAGAGAAAACAGCCCAGAAUGUCGCCGAGCAGCAGAAGGUCUUCUACAACCCGAUCCAACAGUUCAACCGCGAUCUGACGGUCCUCGCUAUCAAAGCAUACGGAGAGCAAGUCCUGUCAAAACCGCCGUCCGCAAACACCCAGAAGGUGGCCAAGAGGAAACGCGAAAAGGCUGAUGCCGGCGACAGAACUACGAAAAAGCCACAGGUGGACUCGACUGUCGCAGAGGGUGCUGCGCCCACGGUUGAUACUGCCCGAAACCAAGAGCCGACAGCAGGGGAGGACAGCGCUAUGACAGAUGUCUGCGCCGGUAAAGACAACGUCGCUACAAAAGCAAUCCCAGCUGCCGAACAACCGUCAGGACCUCCGAAAGAACAUGAGAACAAGCCUGAGGAAGACAAGAAGAGCAACGCACCUCAGCCGCGUCCGUUUACCAUUCUCGAUGCACUGUCUGCCACGGGGCUCCGUGCCUUACGAUACACCCAAGAGAUCCCAUUUGUCACGUCGGUUACUGCGAAUGAUCUCGAUCCAUCAGCUGUUGAGGCUAUUCGCCGCAAUGCAGAGCACAACGGCGUACAGUCGAAAAUGAAUGCUGUACAAGGUGAUGCGCGCGCCCACAUGUACUCGGUCGUAGCUGAGGAAGUCACUCGUGACCAUGCAAGGCAGAAUCGAAGCAAGCAGAACAAAGUGGGCGCGAGCAAAAGAUAUGAUGUGAUCGAUCUGGAUCCUUAUGGAACUGCCGCUACCUUUUUCGACGCCGCAGUAAACGCUGUCCGUGAUGACGGAGGACUUCUAUGCGUCACCUGCACCGACUCGGCAGUGUGGGCGUCUAAUGGAUAUCCGGAAAAGGCAUUCUCCUUGUAUGGCGGCAUUCCUCUCAAGGGUUUCUUUUCCCACGAGGUUGGGCUCCGAAUUAUCCUACAUGGGAUUGCUACCGCCGCAGCAAGAUACGGCUUAGCCAUCGAGCCAAUUCUCAGUCUAUCAAUCGACUACUACGUCCGGAUCUUUGUCAAGAUACGGAAGUCACCCGCGCAGGUUAAGUUUCUGGCCGGCAAGACGAUGGUUGUUUUCAAUUGCGAUCAUGGGUGCGGCGCAUGGAAGACACAGCUGCUCGCUCGCAAUAAGAAAGCGGCCAAUAAGUCUGGCACUGGUGCCUUCUACAAGCAUGGGCUUUCUAUGGCCCCCACUGCCAACGAAUCAUGCGAGCACUGCGGCUCCAAGAUGCAUCUAGCGGGCCCUAUGUAUGCUGGGCCGCUGCACUCCCAUGACUUCAUCAACAAGAUCCUCGACGAUAUGCCUAAUGCUCCGGACGAUAUAUACGGCACAAAACCGCGGAUACAAGGAAUGUUACAGACAGCCCUCGAAGAGACGAUCCCGCCACCAGAGGACACUCAACCAAGUUGUAAAGAUGACGAUAACGCCGCUGUUGAGCCGUAUCCGUUCUUCUUCCAUCCAUCGAGCCUUGCCGGUGCAAUGCAUUGCAUUUGCCCUAAUGAAGAUAGCCUCAGGGGUGCACUGCGUCAUCUGGGCUACGAGGUCACCCGAAGCCACUGCAAACCGGGGAGUAUGAAGACGAAUGCGCCUUGGUCGGUCAUCUGGCACAUCAUGAGGGAGUGGGUCCGUCAGGACCAUCCUGUGAAAGUUGAGAACCUAGCCGCUAACAGCCCGGCACGGAUCUUGCUAAGGCUGCCCAAAGAGGACGCUGCUGCUGCUGCCGAUUCUAAGGAGAAGAACGAUGACGCGGGCGAAGAGAAGGAUGAUGGGGCGGAACUUGCUAAGGAGAAAGCAGACGAUACAGUCGCCAAAAGGGAUGAGCCGACAGAGCCUUCCAACGAGCAAGCAGAUGCUCCAAUGAUUGAGGAAGAUGGCCCCGCGGAGCAUACAACCGAGAUAGCCGUCGAUGUAGUGGCAAAUAAGGAUGGCGCUGCGGAGACGUCCAAAGAGGACAACGACCCGGUCGCCAAGUUGGAGGUCGUCUUCGAUCAGAAGCUUGGGCGAGACAAGUCGAAGAAAGGCAUUGUCAGAUACCAAACCAAUCCUAGGGGGAACUGGGGUCCCCAGAGUCGGGCGAAAGGCCGGUGA